Molecule: messenger RNA, 1589 nt
Organism: Paramecium sonneborni
Lineage: Eukaryota; Ciliophora; Oligohymenophorea; Peniculida; Parameciidae
Source: the annotation of a GenBank genome assembly
AUGAAUAAUAAAUAACAAACAACCCCAAACCUUACUAAAAACUUAAGUUAAUAAGUUUGUGAUUUGCAUAAAAAAUAAAUAUCUGGAGUCUGUAUGGAAGAUCUAUGUAAAUAUUCAUCAAGAAUAUUAUGUAGUGAUUGUUAAUUCACUCAUUAAAAAUGUAAUAUGAGAAUGGAAAUAUAGCAAUUUCAAAAUGAAUUAUCAUAUAUACUGAAUCCAGAAUUACAUAAAGCAACUUGUCACUAUUUUCCUGAACAUUCUAAAUUAUUAAAAUAUAUAGAUGAGUUAUUUGAUAAGGCGAAAAAUAAAUUUAAACAUCAUCUUUUAGAAUUAGAACAGAAAUAAUUGGCAUUUAUUUUAUAAGAAUAAGGAAUAAUCAUUAAUUCGAAUUAAUCAAAUCGCUGGGCUUAGUAAUUAAUUAAUAUGCGAAAUUUAAAUCUGAGUAAAUAAGAAUAUGAUUCAGCUGUUAUAAUGAUGAAAGAGAAAUAAUCUUUUGAUAAAACAGUUAUAAAUGAAGUAAAACAAACCUUUGAUAAAUUUAAUAUUCUAAACAAAAAUGUAUUAGAACAAUUAUUAGUAAACUUUCGUCUACAAAAUUUUCAUUAUGAUGUUCAAUAAUUAUAUGAUGAAGCAAUUAAGACAUUGAAUAAAACAAAUAUUGAUUCUUUUUCUGACAUAGAAGAUAAAAUAAAAUAAAAUAGAUUUAAAUCUUUAAGUGGAGGUCAUGAGUCAGAAGCUUCAAUAGUAUCAAUUACAGAAAGUCCCUCUCAUUUAAUUUCUGGAAGUGAUACAGGUAAUAUUGUGGGUUGGUUUAAACCUAAUUACUCUUUAGAUUUUAGAAUAAAAGCAAAUGAAGGAUUAAGUGCUUUAGCUGUGGCUAAACUCUAAGAUUAAUAUUAUUUAUUUGCAGGGGGAUAAGGUAUUAUAACGGCUUUUUCUUUGUAAUCAAAAUUAAAAAUAUUCAAUUUAAAUGGACAUACAUAAAGAAUAUCAAAAUUAUAAUCAUAUUCUUUAAGAAAUUUAAUAUCAAGUUCUUAAGAUGGUACAAUAAAAUUAUGGGAUUUGAAAGAAAGAAAAUAUUUUAAAUGUUUUAGUGCUCAUUAAGGACCUGUUUCAGAUUUUUUAUUGGAAAAGGAGUUGAUAACAGUGGGUUAAGAUGGUUAAAUAAAUUGGGUAAAAAUAAUUAUUGAAAGUUUAGAUUGAUCUUGGAAGUUAAACAAUAAGAAAAUCUACUUAGUUUUCUAUUCCAAUAUUUUGUAUAGGAUAAAUAAAAUAAGGAAAGUAUGUUCUUGGUAUGGGAGAUGGAAGUAUAAAGAUUUUGAAAGGAACUAAAACAAGAGAUUAUAAAGUUAGUUAAGAUGUAAUUUAUAGGUAUUAAAUACAUAUAAACUAUUAGAUUAUUAGCUUUAAAUAAUAAAUAAAUAGUUUGUUAUUCAGGAGAUGGUUAUUUGUGUGUAAUAAAUUUAAAAAAAUCUUCUAAAAUAUUCAAAAGCUCAAUUUAGAAAGAUGGAUAAUGGUAAGAGCUUUGUUAUAUUGAUAAAUAAUUGAUGAUACCACAUUAGGGAAAUAUUAGAGUCUAUUAAAGAUGA